Messenger RNA from Candida dubliniensis CD36, 2172 nucleotides. RefSeq names its product Mub1p (gene MUB1). The record is from RefSeq and is a predicted model, not a curated record. The coding region runs from base 1 to 2172 and encodes 723 amino acids. Gene Ontology annotation, cellular component: MUB1-RAD6-UBR2 ubiquitin ligase complex. NCBI's taxonomy places the organism in Eukaryota, Fungi, Ascomycota, Pichiomycetes, Serinales, Debaryomycetaceae. The transcript has a single exon. Gene Ontology annotation, biological process: ubiquitin-dependent protein catabolic process; establishment or maintenance of cell polarity.
AUGCGUGAUUCCAACUAUAGGGCAAUAUCUAGUAAUAAAGCAGCGGUAACAAUCACAGCUAGCCUCUACGAUAGGAGAGCUUUAGAUGUGACGUCAGAUAAACCUUUAGUCAAUUCAUUGAAUUUUUUGACUUAUUUGGUGAGUUCGCUGGCAAAAGUGAGAGAAACGUUGUCGCUUGAUGGUGGAAUUGAGCGUUUAAUUGAAAUAUUGCACGAAUGUCAUCAAACAAGUUCUAGUAAUGAUCUUUUAUUUGCCGAUCAAGAGAAGAAACUUUUGGCGGCAUGGAAAUGGACAUUAGCUUUUCAAUCACUAGUACUCAUUGGUACUAGAGGGACAGAGGAGAUUAGACAGAAGGUCGUUAAAGCAGGCAUCUUGCCAAUCAUAGCCACAGUUUUGGAUAAUUAUCUAUCACUACAUGAAGACACAUUUCAUCAAGCUUCAUUGAGACCAACAGUGAAUACAGUAAACACGGCAUCAACAACCUCAUCUUCAAAUAUACCAACAGCUUCAGUAACAAAUACAGACUAUUAUCAAGCAACUCCCCCAGAUAACCCGGUGGAAAACAGUGCUACUACAGAAACAACGACACCAGCUACCGAGAACUUAUUUCGUCAUUUUCAACAUCCAAAUCAAACUCAACGACCUGAUCCAGUGGGUGUGCGAGAUGGCGAAAACACCAAUCGUACCAUUUUACAAGAAGAUUAUCAGAAUCCAAUUCAAAUAGCCACAGCUGCAAUAGAAGCAACAUCAAUCUCCAGUGUUCACCACAGAGAAGCCAACUUUAAUGCUGGUUUCAAUUUGACGAACGACGAUUAUGACGAUUGGACAGUAGAGCAAUUACUUAAAUUGAUAGCAACAAACUGGAUGGGGAGUAGCGAAACAGAUAGAGUAAACAAUACUAUUAGCAGUGAUAUUAGAAGAAGAUACGCCAUAGUAACUAUAUUAAACAAGUUGAGGGAAGAAAAGCAAAUGGAAAUUUUACAUGACGAAUUUAUCAAUGAAUGCGACAUUGACAUGGAUAGCAACUUGCAAUUUCUUUCUGAUAUGUAUGCAAGAGAUUUUGAAAUCAACAAAGUUUGCUAUAAUCUGAAAGUUUUUGUCAGGUCUUUCACCGAUAGUGGAAUCGUUAUUCCUCGAGAUGACGACAUUGUCUGGUCAUUACAGUUACUAGCUUAUAUAUCAAAGUACCCUUAUUUAAAAGACUGUUUGCAAAAUUCUCAUUUGGUCUUGGAUAUGAGUAUUAGAGAUAAACAAUUGAAGUUGUAUCUAGAAAGACAAAUGAAAUUGAAGAUGAAGAAAAUGUUAGCCGUGAGGUUGCGUCCUACUAUGGUUCCAAAAUCUAGGAAACAAAAAUCUUCGUACUUGGAAGCAUUUCAUUCUAGCCCUUCUAACUCACCUCAGAUGGUCAGUGAUUUAAACGAUGAUACGUUUAUCAUGGGAAAUGACAAAUUUGGAUUAUGCCAGACUAGCGACUUGACUGAAACUGCAGGGCUGGGUGGAGAAGAUGAUGAAGGCGGAAAAAAAGCCCAAGCGGUAGAAGAAGAAGAAGAAGAAGUAGAAUAUGAUGACGAAGAACCAGAGGCAUGUGAUGAUGAUAGCGAAGAUUCGAUCUCUCUGAAGGACUUGCUUGAUAUACCGUUGGACCAGUUUGAGUAUUUACCAAAAUUGUAUGAAAGCAUAGUUGAUAGUGAAUCUAUCGUCGAUGACAGUGAACGUGAAGUUGCAUUAUUUCAAAUAUACAAUAAAAUGAACAAAUACAUACAAGUUGAAAGUCGAAAGUUAAAGGAUACGAUUAUCGGGGCACGAUUAAACACGAAGCAAUAUCUUGAGAAAAAAUGGAAUUAUGAAGAAUAUAAAUACUUUGAUAUUGAUGAGCAUAAUGAGGAUAAGGAUGAUUCUUUAAUUGAAUACAAAAAAGUUAGCUUAUUCCCAUUAGUAGAGAAAUUCACAUUUUUGUCAGGUACAGAGAUGCACUAUUGGGCAGGAGUAAUAAUGCGGAAUAGCUGUCGUCGAAAUACAGCAGGUCUUCGACAAUGUGGUAAUUGUCAUAAAUGGGAAGAUUUUCCAAGGCAAUUUGCAAAAUGCAAACUCUGCAAGCGUGCAAAAUAUUGCUCGAAAAAGUGUCAAAUGGAAAGCUGGAAAAGUCAUCGUAAUUGGUGCUUACCGAGUUAA